Messenger RNA from Cladophialophora carrionii CBS 160.54, 1128 nucleotides. RefSeq lists its product as uncharacterized. The transcript has 2 exons. The coding region runs from base 1 to 1128 and encodes 375 amino acids. The record is from RefSeq and is a predicted model, not a curated record. Lineage: Eukaryota; Fungi; Ascomycota; Eurotiomycetes; Chaetothyriales; Herpotrichiellaceae.
AUGGGGAAUUUCCAGUUCAUCCCUCAGGAUCCAAACAAGCCUCGAUACUCACGCAGAAUUCCCGACCUGGAAUGGGAAGCGCAGAAGUCUUUCCUCAAGCAACUCCAUAACCGUGAUUUCACAAGGGAACAAAUGGUCACAGAACUUGCCACUCGGCGGAACUUUCAUGUGUCGAAAAAUCGCCUGGAUAACCGAAUGAAAGCUUGGGGCUACUCCCGGUACAGGCAUCCUUCGUCCCCACCACAACCGUUGGAAGGAGGUGCCAUACAGUCUACUACAGCGACCCAGGUGGCAAGAGAAGAAAUUGAGGGAAGAAUGCAUCAUGCUCAUCGGCUUGAGGACGACAAGGCGGGCCGCGUCCAGCAACACCAAAUACUCACACUCCCAGAUGCGGGGAGGGUGCCUGCAAAGGAAGUUUCCAUGGCACGGUUACAAGCGGUUGACAUAUUUCUACCAGAUUUAGCGAAUGGAUCUUUACCCGUCACGGAGACGGAAACAGCUCAACAGCUCCAUAUGAGGAAAGUUCCACAACCCAGCAAGCCUAUCUCCAUGAUUGGCACGCACUCUUCGCCACAUACUCGCAGUUCAUUCGAAGAAGCGGUCGCUAAGUUCUCUGAAUUACCCGACGACGAAGAUGGUGGGUUGGAAGCUACCUUGAUGAAGCUCCAGAGUCAGUUCCCAAACAGAGCAUCUCCAGAACUCGACGGGUCAUUCGAAGAAGCGGUCGCUAGGUUCUCUGAAAUUCCCGACGACGAAGAUGGUGGGUUGGAAGCUACCUUGAUGAAGCUCCAGAGUCAGUUCCCAGAAAGAGCAUCUUCAGAACUUGACAACUUCUCGCUGCCUCGAAUGGUGCAACACCACCGGGGAGCAUCGUCGCGAGAUAGCAUCCAGGACUGCGGUCCCGAGCAGAUGUCGACGGAGACAACAGAGCGCAGCCAUUCAAGAAAAUCAGAGGAACUCCCUGGAGCUGGUCUGUCGCUGUUGGCAAAGCAGGCGGAACUAUCUGACAACACAGCUGAUAAGGUGCCGGCCACAGGUUUCGGUGCAGGACACCGAACAUUUCUUGGCCUGACGUUGCUCUCAGUGAUCUAUCUGACUUGCCAUCCCCCGAUGGGUAUGAAUAUGUAG